GUUCUCUACCGCUAGAUGACUUCUGGUAUGUUACUGGCCCCACGGUAGACGUCUGCCGCUUCUGGAAGAGGCGCCGGAGUAAGGCGGCAGUGUCGAGUCGCGAGCGGUCGAGGCAAUGGCAACGCGCAACGUGGGACUGGAACUCGACCUGGACUGGGUGUCCCGCGUGCAGGUCAACCUGCCGGCCGUGAAGCUGCGCGCCGAGCAGCUACAAGCCCGACGUACCGUCAAGAAGCAGUGGCAGGCAGCGUGGCUGCUGAAGGCCGUCACCUGCAUCGACCUGACGACCCUCUCUGGCGACGACACGGCGGCCAACGUGCACAGGCUGUGCUUCAAGGCCAAGUGGCCGAUCCGCGAGGACCUCCUUAAGGCCGUUGGCAUACAGGAUAAAGGGAUCACGGUGGGGGCCGUGUGUGUUUAUCCGUCUCGCGUGACCGACGCUGUCAAAGCUCUCAAGUCCGCCGGGUGCGACAUCCCAGUGGCAUCCGUGGCUACGGGGUUUCCUGCCGGGCAGACUCUGCUCAAGACCCGGCUCGAAGAAAUCCGAUUGGCCGUCGCCGAUGGAGCCAGGGAGAUUGACAUCGUCAUCAGCCGGGCGCUCGCCCUGACCGGCCAAUGGAAAGCGCUGUAUGAGGAGAUCCGAGCGUGCCGCAAGGCUUGCGGAGAGGCGCACAUGAAGACCAUCCUCGCCGUCGGAGACCUGGGCAGUCUCACAAACGUCUACAAGGCCAGCCUCGUCGCCAUGAUGGCCGGUUCCGAUUUCAUCAAGACGUCCACGGGGAAGGAGGGGGUUAACGCGACGUUCCCCGUGGCGCUGGUGAUGGUGCGAGCCAUCCGCGACUACCACCACCGCACUGGGAACAAGGUUGGCUUUAAGCCGGCGGGUGGCAUCCGGAGCGCAAAAGAUGCUCUCGCCUGGCUCGUGCUGAUCAAGGAGGAGCUGGGCAACGAAUGGCUGAGUCCGGAGCUGUUCCGCCUGGGUGCCAGCUCGCUGCUGAGCGACAUCGAGAGACAGAUCUACCACCACGUCACCGGCCACUACGCCGCAGCCCACGAACUGCCCAUGGCUUGACCCAUGACCCCUUGACUUUGGACUCCAACCCAAUCCUCGCCUGCCAACUUCACCAGCAUUCCAAUCGCACUCAUCAUUGUCCCCAGUCAUACCACCCUCGCCAAUUAUUAAUUUCUGCCCUGAUCAACCUUUUAAUUUGACAUUUGUUUAGUUUUCAGCGUGUGACACUGGGUUUUUUUUCCAUUUUAAAUGCAGGUGCAAACAAAAAGAUUACCAAUGAAGACAACAAACGUAAACUUGUUAAUUGUCACUGCUGGUUGUUUGCGGUCUUGCUGCUGUACAGCUCUCCAAUGCAUUUUCUGGUAAGACACCCCAUAUACGAAGGUGCUGUUGUAGAAGGGCACACUCAGUUUCCUGAAGAUGUCCCCCAAAGGGGAAGCAAGGAAAAUAAGCAAAAAACAGUACAUUGCUAUGGGGCGUGUAAUUACGUAUUCAACGAUAUUGAUUAUUGCAUUCCACGUGUUAAAGAAGGGAUGUUAUUAUUUGUAUGUGUUGUAAUGGUCUACUGUGAUGUGACUCCUGCAGGGUUGACCCUGGAUAUUGAUAGAUGAGUGACCACCGGGCUUAAAACAGGUGCUGUGGGCUGCUGUGGGGCUAUCCUGUCAGCAGAGGGCAGUGCGGCAAAAUCCAUUGGCCUGUUGUAUGUGCUCCCAAAUGGGACAUUUAAAAGGGUUUUCGGGAAAAAUGGAAGGAACCGGAAAGAGAGGAAGACCUAACGGAGAAUGGAUUUACGACGAUGACAUAAGAGAUUGGUGCCAGAAAUAUGUAGCACAACUUGACCGUAUUGGUACAAGACAGGAAAGUGGAAACAAAUAAAAUAUGCGUUGGACACCUCUGAUCAAUCUGCCCAUGGAUAGUCAUGAUGAUGAUAUGGUCCAACGUCUAUGAGCUUUUUGCCAACCCACACUGACCAGCGUUGUGAAGUAUAUUACCCUCACGGAAUGGCCUUCAGCAUUGGAUUGACAAAAGGGCUGUAUCGAUGUGCACGUACAGAAAGGAUAAGCGGCAUACCAAGGGUACACAAGGUAGCAGGAGGUUUGUGGCUGAGGAUUCGUGCGUCUUCACACUCAGGACCCCCCCCCACGCCCUUCUUGUUGACGAUUUGUUUAAAUCAGUGGUGCAGUACUUUACGAGUUCGCAAUCGCCAUUCUAGCCGCUGCAGGAGAACCUUUGCUCCCGGAGUUGUGGCUUUAUUCAUGCCAUGAGUGCGUGAAUUCAUCAUCCGCUGUGCGCGAUUGGCACACUUUGCAUUGCACGAUAAUCAGCUUUUUUCAAUGACGACGAAAACCCGCCCCAUCAUAACAGAUUAAUACCCCACGCUGGAAAACCAGAAGUGUCGGACAAGACACGAACAGUGUGGAAAAGGGCACACGGGCGUUCCCACCUCCGAGUAGCACGGUUGGCUACGAACGGUGUAAAAGAAGUUCAACAUACGCCGACGUUUGGAUUUUUUUGCAUACGCACGAAUGGUUGCGUGCGUUUCACACAUUGUUGCGUCUUGUUGCUUGCAAGCCCUUUGUCAAUCCACUGCUAUGCGGAAGGCCUCCCCGCGCGUUGCCGAUGAUUGAAGGUGGUUCGACCACAUACUUCACCACGCCGGGCAGAGUGAGUUUGGUGCGGAAAAGGAGCCACCGAUGUUUAGCCGUGGCCGGGAUUCGUGCUCGGAUAACCGCGUUCGCAGCACAGUGCGUGAACCGCCGAGCCAACACAACUGCACCACGUGUGGCCGAAGACGGACCAUUAGCAUAUUUCAAGUGGUACAUGAAAGCGUGCAAUAUUCGAGUCGCAUCGCUAUCUCAUUAAACAAUCGUGUUUUAAUUGAUCAGAAGCUUGGCAUGGCAAACUUUUGAAUGUUGCAUGAGGGUAUAAGGUAAUCUGUUGAAUUUGUUCCCUUUUACCUCGAAUCAAAGGCUCGCGUGAAUUUAUAAAACUGAAUAAAAUUAUGAUCUAUAAGGGAA
This is a messenger RNA of Petromyzon marinus (sea lamprey), 3030 nucleotides long. It is a transcript of the gene DERA, whose product is annotated as deoxyribose-phosphate aldolase. Lineage: Eukaryota; Metazoa; Chordata; Hyperoartia; Petromyzontiformes; Petromyzontidae. Gene Ontology annotation, molecular function: deoxyribose-phosphate aldolase activity. Gene Ontology annotation, cellular component: cytoplasm. The record is from RefSeq and is a predicted model, not a curated record. Gene Ontology annotation, biological process: carbohydrate catabolic process; deoxyribonucleotide catabolic process.